This is a messenger RNA of Rhizophagus irregularis DAOM 181602=DAOM 197198, 1056 nucleotides long. RefSeq lists its product as uncharacterized. Lineage: Eukaryota; Fungi; Glomeromycota; Glomeromycetes; Glomerales; Glomeraceae. The record is from RefSeq and is a predicted model, not a curated record.
AUGGAAUUUCCGAAAUAUAAUGGAAAUAUACAUCCAGAUGAAUGGAUAAAAGAUAUUCAAAAAUUUUAUUACAUUUGGAAAACUACUUAUAAAGAAUUUUUGAGAAUUGCUAUAUCAUUAGUAGAUCCUACUAUCAAACUCCCAACUGAAAUUCGUGAUACUGACGAACUUUGUAACGCACUUAAAGAAGAUAUUUCUUUUACGAUAUUUAAAAAUACAAAUAAAAGAAUUUUACAAACAUUAAAAUAUAUUCCUGAAAGAAAAGGUGGCAAUACGUCAAAUUUUAUUUCAAAUUUUCGCAAAUUAUGUUAUAAUGCUGAAAUUAAUAAUAUAGAAGAACAAAAGAAUUAUCUUUAUAAGUCACUUCCAAUGAAUAAUUUCUUUUCGAGCGAAUUUUUUAAAAAAAUGAAAAAUGUAAAUUCAGUUAAUGAAUUAAUUAAAAAAUUCGAAGAUAUUAUUGUUGAUGAAGAAAAUUUAAUUACGAAUAAUUCUGUUGUAGCAUUAAAACAUGUUGCUACAGGAAAAUAUUUAAGUUCAAUUAAAAAUUUAUGUUAUGAAACUGAAAGCAAGUCUCAAUUGGUUUUUGUAGGAAGCUCAGAACCUGAUCCAGAUUCCUUAUGGAAAGUUCUACAUGAUGAAGAAUUACUAGCUACUCAUAACAAGACUUCUAUAAAUUUACAACACUUCAAAUCAAAUAUGCUUCUUGCAACAAGUAUUUCAUAUGAUAGUUGGACUUGUCGUUAUUCAUAUCACAAAUCUCCAUCAACUAAACAUACAGAAGUAAACUGUAGCGGUAAUCAACCAAAUUGGAAUUUUAAACUUAGUAAAUUAGAAAAUCAUCAAGGAUAUUUAAAAUCAAAUGAUAUUAUUAAACUUAGCACUAAGAAAUUGUACGAUAAUAAUGGUCAAUAUACUUUAAAUGGACAAGUCGAAUUUUUACGUAGUCAUGAUAUUCAAUUUACUAUUGGAAAUGAUGCAUUUCAAGAAGUUAUUUGUCAUAAUGAAAGAUUAGGAGGAAAUGACGAAUGGUGUAUUGAACUUAUAAAGCAAGCUUAA